GAAGAGUUCCUGUCGGGACCAUUUAUGGCUCACUGGGGGAAAUAUAUUGAGGAAUGCACAGCAGAGAGCAGGCUGGACUGAGAGAAACCGCAGGAGGAGCGAAAGAACUGAUCUGGGAAAAGCAAAAAGUUGGAGGCUGAGAGGAGUAGGUGGAGCCCGGCAUCAGCAGCUCCAGCAAUUCACCGUUUUUUCUUCCAACAGGUGACUCCCCCUGACGUUCGGAUGCAUUUAGCACUGGACACCAUGAGCAUGGUGGACGACAGCUGCCUCUCGCCCAGCAACUUCCACGAAAUGGGAAAAGGCGGGGGCGCCGCAGUCGGGGGCCGCGUCCACAGCAUUGAUGUCAUCCUGGGCUUCAAUAAAGACCAGGACGCCUUGCUAAGUCCUGCCGGACCCAUGGGACCCCAGAAGAUGGGCAUAGAGGGCCUGGGAGAUCAUGUGAGGCAGCAGGAGUCUUUGCCCCAUCCGUCCUACAGCGGACACCUGAGAAACAGCAGCUCACAGCAGCAGCAGUACCAGGAUGCUGGUUUGUACACAAACAAGAGUGACGAAGAGCUGGGUGAGCUCAGGAAAAAUGUGGAGAGCGACGAAGGCAAGUCACCUGAGUCAUGCAAGGACGAUCAACCCAAGAAGAAGCACAGACGCAACCGCACCACCUUCACCACCUACCAGCUGCACGAGCUGGAGCGCGCCUUCGAGAAGUCCCACUACCCAGACGUUUAUAGCAGGGAGGAGCUGGCCAUGAAGGUGAACCUCCCUGAAGUACGAGUCCAGGUCUGGUUUCAGAACCGCAGAGCUAAAUGGCGUCGGCAGGAAAAAAUGGACGCCAGCACCAUGAGGCUUCAUGACUCCCCCAUGCUGUCCUUCAAUCGCCCGCCUCCGGUUCACACCAGCAUGGGUCAAAUAACCAACUCCCUCCAGUUGGAUCCCUGGCUGACGUCUCCCCUGUCCAGCGCCACACCCGUCCAGUGUAUCCCAGGCUUCAUGGGUCCAGCUCAGGCCCUCCAGCCCAGUUAUCCCAGCCACGGAUUCCUCAACAGCGCCCCCCAUGCGCCUCACCCGCACGCUCACCCCCAUCCUCCGUCGGGGCAGGGGAUGCAGAACAUGGCUCCCCCACCUUACCAGUGUCCAGCCCCGUACUCCGAUAAAUUCCCCCUGGAAGACGUGGACCAGCGCUGCUCGAGCAUCGCCGCUCUGAGAAUGAAAGCCAAGGAACACAUCCAGUCCAUGGACAAGACCUGGCAACCCAUGUGACUAACUGACAGUCCAUGUGAGGGACAAUCCUGGCACAAAGCAGACAAUGAAAACUCCUGUCAUGCCUGCACUGCCACAAAAUUGAAGUGAGACUGAGCUGUGAAAACUGAAGAACAUUUUUGGUACUUUCUUUUCUUUUUAACUUUUUUCUCAUCUCCAAGACUUAAAAGUGAAACCAUGGUGAGGUUACAUUAUUGAUUACCUCUUCUACCUGUUGAUGUUUGGUGCCUUGGGUGCAACAAAUGCAGAAAAACCAACUAUGGUCAUCAUAGCUUGCACCCAAGAAACUACUGUAAUUCACUUUUUUUAAUUAAACAUACUUUUUAAAAGCUCACAGAGAAAUUAAUUCUCACAUUUUAUGAACAAACUUGGGUGUCUUACGAAAGUAUCCACACCUCUUGAAUUUUUUUAUAUUUUGUCACGUCACAGCCAUAAAUUUCAACAUUUUAUGUUGUGAUUUUAUGUGAUCAGACAAUACAAAGCAUUGAAUAAUGGUGAAGUGGAAAACAAUGUUAAGGGGUUUUGGAGAUUUUUGACACACACACACACAUAAGGAGAAACAUUUGCAUUCAUUACUAGUUUCCACCAAAACUGAUCUUCCUGGUUACUCAUUGUCUUAAUCUUUCUGGGGUCCAAAUGAUAAAAUAAAAAAAUAUGCAUACAAAACAUAGAACAAUUAUAGCAAUAACAUAAUACGCACAAAAUUAGUCAGACAUCUCACUUUACAAGCUACAUACAUUCACCUAGAUUUAAAAAUGAGAUUUAAGUUCUCUUUAAAAAACAUAAAGUAUUCAAAUAUCUGAUGUUUUUAGGCAAUUUGUCCCAUUCCUGAAUUUAUAAUUAAUUCACCCUCCUUAUAUCAGAACUAGUGCAGCUCCUAGUGUUUUGAAGUCAAUUUUUACUGGUUUUGCACGUCUGCAGACUGAAAGUUUUGCCCAUUCUUUUUUACAUAAAAGCUCAAGCUCAGUCAGAAAGGCUGUCAAGUCUUGCUGCAGAUUUUGAAUGGGAUUUAGGUAUGGGCUUUGACUGUGCCAUUUUAACACUUGGAUAGUGUUUAGUAGUGUUUUAUCUGAACCAUUCCCUUGUAUCUCUGGUCCAAAUGUUUAGAGUUGUCCUGUUAGAAGAUGAACCUCCAUCCUCCUGGUCUUUUGCAGCCCUAAUAAGUUUCCUUUAUGGAUCCGACUGUAUUUAGCGCCAUCCAUUUUCCUACCAACUCUCAUUAGCCCCUCAGUAUGAUGAUGCCAUCACGUUUCACCAUACGACUUUAUGUUCAGGAUAAUGUGCAAUGUUAGCUUUUAGCUCACAUAAUAUUUUGCAUCUUGGCCAAAGACUUCAGUUUUGGUCUAAACAGAACAUCUUCUUAAACACGUUUGCUCUGCUCAUUACACUACUUGUGGCAAACUGCAGACAAACUUCUAAUUACUUUCUUUCAACAAUGGAUUUCAUCUUGCAACUCUUCCAUAAAGGCUAGACUUUUGGAUUGAACAACUAAAAGUUGUCCUGUCAACAGAUUCUCUAACAAUGCAGAUCCUUCAGAGUUACCAUGAACCCCAACUUUCCCUCAUGAUCUGCCUGGUAUGUUUCUUUGUUUUCAAACCUGUGACUUUUCACAGUAGAAAUGUGUUUAUAUCAAGACUGAACUGCACACAACAAAACAACCUAUUUUUGUAUUUGUACUGGAUUAUAUCUGAGUCCCAACGUAUAUUAGUAGAAAAAAAUCUAUGCGACACUUCUCUUGUUUCAUUGUACGAAUUUUAAAAAGUAGUAUAAUUUUCCUUCCACUUCAUAAUUACACUCUGCUUUGUGUUUUCUUUCACAUAAAACCCCAGUAAAAUACACUGAAAUUUGCGAUUCCGCUGGCAAAUCUGGGAUGAACAAUUUUGUAAGGCUUAGCAUUUGGUUGGUGUUUCUGGUUAGAGAUCAUACCUCAGAUACUUUAAAGUAAUUGGAGAAAGAGGUCAACAGAGGACAUUUGUAGCUCUGUAAACCUGGAGAUUUUCUUCAAUGUGAGGUUGAAAACUGGAGAUAAGAUUAAUUCAGUCCUGAAGAAAGAAGUCCUGCUACCUUUUUGACCCAGAAUUAAUAUUGUACCAAAACGUAUCCUGAUUAUUUUUCUGACAUUCUGCUUUAAACAUGAAAUAGAGGGUUGAACCAGAUACAAAAAACAGCAAAAUUGCUCCUUUUUUUGUUGUUUUUCUUGCUUGAGUGGCAGUUAGAGGAGAAAACCUGUUGGCAACUCAGUGCUGGUUGGCUGAGUGUACGUGCAGCGCAGCAGAAAGAGUCCUGUGUGAUGCGUCACCCCGCAUAGUUUGGUCUUUGUUUGGCACAAUUGAUCCAAGUGUAUCCUCUUUGUCUGAAACUGAAGGGGGAGAAACGGUCUCAGGCUGGACUAAAUAGGCCCAUUUUGUUAUGGAAGUUUAUUUUUUCCCCCUGUUGAUCAAACGACAAGGAACAUAGAUGGUAAGCUGCAGUCAUUAGGAACACAGAAUCAGUCUUUUACCAUCUGUUGCAGCACUGAGCUCUAAUUAUCUUCAAGGCAGAGACGGUCAGUUGUAAAAAUCAAUAUGAAAUAGUAAAAAUCAGCUUUGUUUAAGAAAUGUUUCUGCAUCCCAAAACUUGAACAUGUACAGGUAGAACAACAAUGUUUCAACUUGAUAAUGGAAAAAGAGGGAGAUCAAAACCAUUAUUUUUGCAGUGCAUUCUCAAAUCCCCCUUAAUUGUUCUGUCAUUGCAUUCUGUCUUGUAAUGUUUUAUUUUAAUAUAACUGCAAACAGCAAAAAACUCAAAUCUGGAGGUAUUUUUGGUUCAAUUUACUUCUCAGCCUGCUCAAACUGGGAAAAUAGUUUUGAAUCCGCUGCUCGCUUUUAGUUCUCAUGUAAUUUUGUUUUUGGUGUUAUUUGAUUAGUGAUGUUUUUACAGAAACUGAGGACUACCUUUGCACAUCAAAAUGUUUCCAUAGGAUGCAACAAAAACAUGACUUUUGGACCAAGAACAAGCCAAAGUGUAGAUAGUGCUAAAAAAAUUGCACUAGAGUUGUUUUUAGUUUUGUUUUUGUGGGGAUUUUUUCUAUGUGAAGAUGUGAAUGGUGUUGUCUUAGUUAUAGUUAUAUUAUUUUAAUCCCUGUUAAUUAUG
Gambusia affinis (western mosquitofish) is the source of this 4386-nucleotide messenger RNA. RefSeq names its product retinal homeobox gene 1 (gene rx1). NCBI's taxonomy places the organism in Eukaryota, Metazoa, Chordata, Actinopteri, Cyprinodontiformes, Poeciliidae. Gene Ontology annotation, biological process: positive regulation of transcription by RNA polymerase II. The record is from RefSeq and is a predicted model, not a curated record. Gene Ontology annotation, molecular function: DNA-binding transcription factor activity, RNA polymerase II-specific; RNA polymerase II cis-regulatory region sequence-specific DNA binding. The coding region runs from base 223 to 1254 and encodes 343 amino acids. The transcript has 4 exons.